This is a messenger RNA of Podospora pseudopauciseta, 882 nucleotides long. RefSeq lists its product as uncharacterized. Gene Ontology annotation, biological process: regulation of DNA-templated transcription. Gene Ontology annotation, molecular function: DNA-binding transcription factor activity, RNA polymerase II-specific; zinc ion binding. The transcript has 2 exons. The record is from RefSeq and is a predicted model, not a curated record. The coding region runs from base 1 to 882 and encodes 293 amino acids. NCBI's taxonomy places the organism in Eukaryota, Fungi, Ascomycota, Sordariomycetes, Sordariales, Podosporaceae.
AUGUCAGCAUCCGAAGCUCAUCAUGGUAUACGAAUCGCUUGCACACCGUGUUAUCGCAAGAAGAUUACUUGCAACAAAAAGCUGCCGUGCGAAAGGUGCACCAGAUUAAAACUGGCUUGCGAUGAACGGUUUUCCGACAGAUACAAGAGUCGCCCUCCAGCGCAACCAUCAGAACCUUCAGCGAGUGAAGAAGCCGAGUCGUCUGCCCAAACACGUCAAGCCCAGGAUGCUCCAUCCGUUGAGCGAGGGCGAACCAGCUCUGUGGGCAGCUCCAGAAGUGAGGACACCCCUCAGAUUCAGGUUAGCCCAAGCUUCUCUUUGCAUCCAACCUCCCAAUUGCACCGGAGAGUUGUAGGAUUGCAGGAUCUCCUCAACAGUGGGUUAAGUUCACCGCCAUCAAACAUCGCACAUUCUAAGAUUACAGCGCCUCCUCGGCCCAUCUUUUAUCGGGCUAGCUAUCCGUAUGCUUCUUUCAAGAGAUACCUCGACACUACGGCACCCGAAGUCUUUGAGUUUGCACACGAUGGAUCAGGACUUGUUUCAGACUCCGCCAUUCAAGCCGGUAUUCAGUUCCGGUUAUCUUCUACGCAGUACGCAGGUGUGCCGAAGCUCUGGUUAUAUCGUUCGAACCUAUUAGAGUCAAUAGCUCAGCAUUUACGAUCAUCCGGGGAACAGCGAUAUGGAGAAGAAGGAUGUAGCAACAUCACCUAUGGCUCAAGCAGCACCAUGAUAAUCUCGUGUUUCACCCUGUUCUCCGGGAAGGGACACGGAAGACAUGGUUUAGUCCUCCCAACUGACUUAGGCGGAGUUACAAUCCAAUGGCUGCGACCCAUCAACCUCCUAACGUUUAGAGCAUGGAGGGAAAACAACAAUUUAUUAUAG